Messenger RNA from Procambarus clarkii (red swamp crayfish), 375 nucleotides. Its product is annotated as keratin-associated protein 19-2-like. NCBI's taxonomy places the organism in Eukaryota, Metazoa, Arthropoda, Malacostraca, Decapoda, Cambaridae. The record is from RefSeq and is a predicted model, not a curated record.
AUGGUCUCCAGAACUGUGAUGAUGGUGCUGGUGGCGGCCGGCGUCCUUGGGAUAACUCUGGCCGGUCCUGUGGCAGCCCCCGGAGGGACCAGCUAUAGUGUCAGUAGCUCUGGAUAUGGUGGAUACGGCGGAUAUGGUGGAUAUAGCAGCGGAUAUAACAGCGGUUAUGGAGGAUAUGGGCGAUUUGGUGGUUAUCGAGGAGGAUAUGGCAGCGGUUUUGGUGGUUAUCGAGGAGGAUAUGGCAGCGGUUUUGGUGGAUAUGGAGGCCCAUAUGGACGAUUAGCUGGAUAUGGCGGACAUGGUGGUUUCGGCAGAUAUGGGUAUGCAAGAGGAUACCGUGGUGGAUACGGAUAUGGACGUGGAUACGGCCACUGA